Messenger RNA from Neodiprion fabricii, 2204 nucleotides. Its product is annotated as pre-mRNA-splicing factor 38B. The transcript has 6 exons. The coding region runs from base 323 to 1498 and encodes 391 amino acids. The record is from RefSeq and is a predicted model, not a curated record. Gene Ontology annotation, cellular component: precatalytic spliceosome. NCBI's taxonomy places the organism in Eukaryota, Metazoa, Arthropoda, Insecta, Hymenoptera, Diprionidae.
AGACUACCUCCGGUAAUAUAUGCUCUAAGCCUAAACGAAUUCACUUUCACCCAGAGUGCUUCCAUCAUUUUUACACAACACAACUAUCUGAACCGCAUCUGUUUUAUCUAUGCUCGAAGGCGUUGACGUUGUUCUCGUUUCCGCAAAUGCGUGAUUAGAAAGAAUGAGGUAAAAUAGUUUGAGUUGCAGUUCGUAAACAUUGUGGUUGUAAGUUGUAAGCAGACUGAAUUAACGUCGGUUAAGUUCACGGUUGAUUCUUUUAAGCCGUAGGAAUAGUAUUCUUUCAUAAACUACAAAUCUUCUGCGGUAUCUGCAGAGUAACAUGCAAACUCAAGAAGCAGAGGGGAAUGAUGGAUCUCCAUGGAACAAUUCGAGUGGAUGUGAAGAAGAUCGAAAAGGAAAUCCAAAAGAGAAAAAGUCCAACGUUUUGCCACUAUGGGGCAACGAAAGAUCUAUGAACUUGAAUCCUUUGAUAUUGACAAACAUACAGUCGUCGCAUUACUUCAAAGUAAACUUGUACGAGCUGAAAACCUAUCAUGAAGUUAUCGACGAAAUUUAUUACAAAGUAAUGCAUCUGGAACCAUGGGAAAAAGGAAGUCGAAAGACAGCAGGCCAGACCGGCAUGUGUGGAGGCGUUAGAGGCGUUGGAGCAGGAGGUAUAGUAUCGACGGCUUACUGUCUUCUGUACAAACUAUUUACGCUACGAUUAACGAGGAAACAAUUGAACGGGCUCAUCAAUCAUCCAGACUCCCCGUACAUUCGUGCCCUUGGUUUCAUGUAUAUCAGAUACACCCAACCACCAGCUGAUCUGUUCAGUUGGUAUGAUGAAUACCUGGAAGAUGCCGAGGAAAUUGACGUCAAAGCAGGAGGUGGUCAAGUGAUGAAGAUGGGUGAUAUAUUGAAACAGUUUUUAACCAAGCUUGAAUGGUUCUCAACGCUUUUCCCACGGAUACCUGUGCCAAUACAAAAAGACUUGGAACAAAAGCUAGGGGAAAGGUUUCCGCAACAAACUGUGAACACGCGUAACGCUAAGCCACCCAUAACACUGAAUAAUCAUGGAAAGUACAAUAGUAAUAAUAGUAAUAGGAAAGACAACAGAGGUGGAUGUACAAUGGUACGAAAUCAACAACCUAGACACAUACCAGAUAAUGAGGCACAGUGGGGAGAGGCUGAAAGAGCGAGCCACUGGCGAGCCAGGUCUAAUGAGGAACGCCGAGAAGACCGUAAAGAUAGGUAUCGAGAUAAAGAAAGGGAGAGAGAGCGGGAGCGGGAGCGACCGAGAGAGCGAGAGAGAGAUAGGGAACGAGAAAGGCACAGUAGACGUUCUACCAGCAGGGAGCGAUCUUUCAGAAAACAGAAGGACCAAAGGAGUCGCAGCAGGGAUCGACAUCACAGAGAAAGAAGUCGUGACCGUCACAGGCACAGGGAUAGGCGGAGUUCACCUUAUGAUUAUGCAACUGAGCUUGCUAGGGAGAAGGAAAGGCAACGAAGAGAUUAAUGUUACAAGCCCUUAUUGGAUUUAAUAUAAAUUUGUUUGUACGAAUUUAAUGGUUAUGAGAAUUAUAACCGAGCCACUUCUACAAUAUUCUUACUGUAGCUACCGAGUUCGGAAAUUAUACUCUGUUUAUGCAACUUUCUCCGCAGGCUAAUUGGCAAAAAUAAAUGAUAUUUUCGAACUGUGGAGAAUAUUUCAAUCCUGCAUAUUAUUCAAAUAUGCAGAUGAUGUUCCAGCGAAACCUAACGGAUUAUUCUGGAAUUGUGUAGUUUGGAAAUUGCUAAUUUACAGAUUAACUCCCGGAUCAAAAAUUACAUAUCUAACGAAGAUGUGAUGGUUACAAUCAAAAUUCUUCAGUAUGUUCGUUUUGGAAUCUACACCACCCAACCAAGCAUCAAGAAACUGAAUGAGUUAUCUGAUUAUUGAUCAUUCUUGACCAAGUUUAGUACAUGAAUUUUUUUGGAAUUUGCGACUUCGUAAAAACUUCGCUAUCAUUUCGGUUGUCAUUAAUUCGUUAAUUCAGAGCAUGAAACGCGCUUGGACUAGAAAUAUUUCCAAACACUGCAGUGUGUUUGGAGUGUAAUUUCCAACCCAGCUCCUACUAAUUACCAUACCAACAAAAUUGGUAUUAGCCUAAAUUAGUUGUAAUAUAUCCACAAUGUAGUUCAACUUGUUUUGUAUGAAAUAAAAUUGACGUAAAUGAAGAAUU